AUGGCCGGAGAUUUGAAGAACCCAACUGCUAAGCCAGUGCCAAAAGGCCAUCGAUGGAUCCUUUUCGUUUCUGGUCCGACGGCAUCGGGUAAGUCGUCAGUUGCCAAAUAUUUAGCAGAUGAGCUCGACCUCAAGUUUGUGGAAGGUGACGAUUUCCAUCCCAAAUCGAAUGUCGACAAGAUGAGUCGCGGUGAGCCUCUAACCGACGAAGACCGAUAUGGAUGGCUUGAAGCUCUAAGAGAACACGCAAUUCACCAUCCCAAAGGCCCAGGCACUGAACAUCUCGUGGUGACCUGCUCAGCUCUGAAGCGUCAGUACCGCGACCUUCUUCGACAAGGAUCCGAGGACGCAGGUGACCUACGUGUGCAUUUCUUACAUCUAGAUGCGCCAGAGGAGGUUCUCACGCAGCGUGCUGCGGCAAGGAAGGGACAUUUUGCAGGACCUGCGCUAGUGCACAGCCAGUUUGAGGCUCUCGAGAGGCCGGGGAAGGAUGAGAAGGAUGUUUUGACUGUUAGCGUAGACCAGACAGUUGAGGAGGUGCAGAAGGAAGCGUUGAGGAGAGUUACAGAGUUAUUGGAUGAAGAUACUGAAUAA
Messenger RNA from Fusarium venenatum, 594 nucleotides. RefSeq names its product P-loop containing nucleoside triphosphate hydrolase protein. Gene Ontology annotation, molecular function: gluconokinase activity. Gene Ontology annotation, cellular component: cytoplasm. Lineage: Eukaryota; Fungi; Ascomycota; Sordariomycetes; Hypocreales; Nectriaceae. The record is from RefSeq and is a predicted model, not a curated record.